AUGUAUCGGACAAAUUGUGUUGCACAUGGGAUUAAUUUGCUUUUAAAGGAUAUCUAUAAGCAUGUUAGAUGGGUGAGGGAAAUUAUUGAUGAUGGUAAACAUGUAGUGGAUUAUAUGCACAGGCACACAACUAUUAUAGCCUUGAUGAGGGAAUUCACAAAUGCCAAAGAGAUUAAGCAGCCUUGCAAGACAAGGUUUGCUACUAAUUUUUUAAUGCUCCAAUCUCUUAUUGUAGUUGAGAAUGAGUUAAGGCUAUUGGUUGCAUCAUCUGAAUGGAGAGGCUUCCAUUGCAAUAGAGUUGAAAUAGCAUUAAAGACUGUCAGGAUAAUUCAAUCUGAUAUAUUCUGGGAACAGGCAAAGGAGGUUAUUGCUUUUAUGGAUCCUCUCAUUAGGAUUCUUCGCCUUGUUGAUUCAGAUGGUUCCACUGCAUGUUACUUGUAUGAAGCAACUGUUAGGGCAAAAGAAAAAUUGAGGAAGUUAAAGGAGAGUGAUGGAGUAAAGUACUUUACCAUAUUGGAUUUGUUUGAUACAAGGGUGGAAAAGAAUAUAAUUCAUCCUGUUCAUGUGCUUGCUGCAGCUUUAAAUCCUAAUAAUUUGUUUGAUGGUGGACUUUUUAUUGAGACAAAUACAGUUGUGCAAGCUCAAGAAUGUAUUGUGGCAACCAUGGUUCCUCAAGAAGAUCAUGAGCAAUUCACUGCAGAAAUGGUUGAAUAUCGAAUGAGGAACCCAAAUUUGUUCAAUAUCACAGGAAAGUCUUUAAUGAAAACUAACCAUCCAAGGAUUUGGUGGGAAUAUAUGGGUGGUUGUCUUCCUGUGGUUCAGAAGGUUGCUUGCAGAAUUUUAAGCCAACCUUGUAGUUCCUCUCCUUGCGAGAGGAAUUGGAGUGCUUGGGACGCUGCACAAACAAAGAAGAGGAACAGGUUAACUCCAGAAAUGUUAGAAGAUUUGGUAUACAUUAGAAUGAAUUCUUUGAUGAAGGAGAAUUAUGAAAGCCGAGCAAUUCAGGAUACAAAACCUAUUGACCUAGAGAAACUUGGUGAUUUGCCUGAUGUAAACAUUGAGUUGGAGACAGAGAGACUUGAAGAGACAUAUGUUGAACCUAUUCAUGAUCAACCUAAUUCUAUAUUAUGAUACACUUGUGCUUUUUUUUUAAUGAAAUGGGAUGAUGUAAUUUGGAUGAUACAUUUUGGAUUAUGUAGUUUGGAUGAUGAUUUUGGAUAUUUAAAUGAUGUAUUUUGGAUA
This is a messenger RNA of Macadamia integrifolia, 1242 nucleotides long. RefSeq lists its product as uncharacterized. Gene Ontology annotation, molecular function: protein dimerization activity. The transcript is spliced from 2 exons. The record is from RefSeq and is a predicted model, not a curated record. Bases 1 to 1131 code for a protein of 376 amino acids. Lineage: Eukaryota; Viridiplantae; Streptophyta; Magnoliopsida; Proteales; Proteaceae.